AAAUGUAAGUUAGGUGUAGCGGUUGGAGGAGUAGGCAGAGAAGAAAAUCAAGAAAGAAUCCAACAAUAAAAGGCACUUGCUUCAAGUCUCAGAACCGACCCACCCCACAUCUUGUUAUCUCCACCAGAACCAAAAAAUGGAUGCCAAUCUCCGAUCUUGUGAAAACCCUGAAACCAAAUCGACUGAAGAACAGACCCAAACUCAAAACCAAAACCAACUGGAGAUUUUCCCUUCUCAAUCCCCAUUUGCUACUGCUUCUCUUUCCUUAGCCUCCUUGCCCACUACUCUACCCACCCAUUUCUUCAUUCAACCCAAAAUCCGAUCUUUAUUUUCUUCUCAAUCACCCAAUGAAAUUAAAGUUCCAACCCAAGCUUACGCUCUGUCCCAUCUCUCUCUUUCUUCAACUUCCCCUUCCCCUUCCAAAAUCUCCUUCAAAUCCACCAUUUCCAACAACCCUCUCCAAUCCCCUCUCUCUUUAGGUCCGCGCCGCCCUCUCGACCCUUCUAAUGGUGCCGCAAUUCGUCGAGCUUCCAUCGUUUGGUUUCGCAACGAUUUACGAGUCCACGACAACGAGUGUCUCAACACGGCCAACAACGAGUCCUUGUCGGUUUUGCCAGUAUACUGUUUUGACCCUCGAGAUUACGGUAAAUCCUUAUCUGGGUUCGAUAAAACGGGUCCUUACAGAGCCACAUUCUUGAUUGAAUCGGUUUCGGAUCUCCGAAAGAAUCUGCAAGGACGAGGGUCGGAUCUUGUGGUCCGAAUUGGGAAGCCGGAGAGUGUUUUAGUUGAGUUAGCUAAAGCUAUCGGGGCUGAUGCUAUUUAUGCUCAUAGAGAAGUUUCUCAUGAUGAGGUUAAGGCUGAGGAAAAGAUUGAGGCGGCCAUGAAAGAAGAGGGUGUUGAAGUUAAGUACUUUUGGGGAAGUACUUUGUUCCAUGUUGAUGAUUUACCGUUUAAGUUGGAAGAUAUGCCUUCGAAUUAUGGUGGAUUUAGGGAGAAAGUUAAGGGUUUAGAGAUAAGGAAGACGAUUGAAGCAUUGGACCAAAUGAAAGGUAUGCCUUCGAGAGGUGAUGUGGAGACUGGAGAUAUUCCUUCAUUGAUGGAUCUGGGUCAUAACCCUAGUGCCACAAUGGCUCAGGAUGGUAGGCCAUCUGUUAGUGCUUCUAUGGUUGGAGGGGAGAAUGAAGCAUUGCAGAGGCUUAAAAAGAUUGCAGCUGAGUGUCAAGCACAGCCACACAAGGGGAGCAAGGAUGGUAGCCAGGAUAGCAUAUAUGGUGCCAACUUUUCUUGCAAAAUUUCUCCGUGGCUAGUAAUGGGAUGCCUAUCUCCCCGCUCCAUAUUUGAUGAACUAAAGAAAACUACAAAUAGGACCAUUUCUGCUACCUCAAAGAAAAAUGAUGGCAAUAGUAGCUCACCUGAUACCGGAAUGAACUGGUUGAUGUUUGAGUUGUUGUGGAGGGAUUUCUUCAGAUUCAUCACCAAGAAUUGCAGUUCUGCAAAGGUUGGAACUGCUCCUGCCACAGCUUGUACAGGUGCCGUUGCUUAAGCAAAGAAUUUGUACCGGUGUUAAGGAGGAUAGUUGUUUUGGGGGUGACAGUUGGUCUCAGUUCUUGAUGGAUUUUCAUUGUGUCUGUUAUAUGGUGGAAUAGGUUUCUCAAAAGGCAGCUCUUAUUGAACUCUUGUUCUUUUCGCCUAACAAAAUGCUUUAACAUGGGAAAUUUGUCUUAAAUUUUUUCAAGCGUUAAAACCAUUGUGGCCGUUUG
Molecule: messenger RNA, 1760 nt
Organism: Durio zibethinus
Lineage: Eukaryota; Viridiplantae; Streptophyta; Magnoliopsida; Malvales; Malvaceae
Product: blue-light photoreceptor PHR2-like
Biological process (GO): photoreactive repair
Molecular function (GO): FAD binding; DNA binding; deoxyribodipyrimidine photo-lyase activity
Source: RefSeq, a predicted model, not a curated record